AUGUCCGGUAAUAUUCUGUGGCAGGGUUCCCACAAGGGUCCAGGCUCCAACAGCUCGCCUAUCAAAAUCAUUGCACAAGUCAGAAGAGGAAGAGGUGCUUAUUUCAAGGCCAAGUAUGCUGGCAGAGGAGGUCGUGGAGGUCAUGACGCUGGAGAUGAAUCUCGCCAGCCGCUUUCCCACCAGUCCAGCUCUACAAGUACAUCUACCUUGGCACAAUUGUCGCGCACCUUAGACUCCAUUGACGGACAGCAAUACGGUUCGUACAAACGUCUGCAGAAUGCCCGUUUCCGACACAACUCGCCGGAUUUUACGCUAUCAAUAAAUCACGUACAAGCAGAUGCAUAUGCGUCGCCUUCAAGGAUCAGUGUGUCUAUGGAUUGGAAAACCACUGGCUUUCCGGACGAGUAUGCGGCCACCGAUAUCCGUCAGAUUGCUUUGGCCGAUUACCUCUCCAGGAAUGCUGCUGCUUUCAUCCGCAAGAAACAUAUGGACCAGUCCGCAGGUUCUGGAAACUCAGGCUGGUCCGGCCCCAAAGGUGGAGCUUUCGCCAUCAACACUCCGGCCCAGGAAGUUUUGCCUCGUACCAGUGCUCUCAUAGUGCCUGGCGAAGACAAAAGUCUUGAGAUGCGCUUUACAGUAUCCUUGCCUGCUCGUGGCCGUACCAUCCUGGGUAGGGAAGCCAAAGCAAUUCUUUGUGUCAAUCUUCCGGAGCUUGUCAAGAAAGUCAUGCUUUACACAUCUCAUGUGGCUGAUGAGCUUAAAACUCACAUUCAUUCCGUUGAGGACCAAGCGUACAUGCGAUCUCAACUGGAAGCUAAGGGCUUGGUCGCAUUUGUCGGAAACGGUUCGAUACUCCCAAGAGCCAGUGGGGCUUCCAGCCGUGGUAUGAUCGGUAAGCACGUCGUGCCGUUUGAAUCGCCGCCUGGACUGGAAGUCUCCCUGAAACGUAAGCAUGGCAGCAAGGUACAUGGAAUGGGCAUUCCGAAAGGGGUGACUCUGCUCACGGGCGGCGGCUACCAUGGCAAGUCCACCCUCUUGGAGGCCAUCCAGUUUGGUGUCUACAAUUAUGUCCCUGGCGAUGGUCGCGAGUUAGUGGUCACCAAUCUUGCCGCAGUCAAAGUCCGUGCCGAAGACGGUCGCAGUGUCACUGGAACUAACAUCAGUGCCUUCAUCAAGAAUCUUCCAGGAAAGAGAGACACGGAUGCAUUCACAAGCGAUGAUGCCAGCGGCUCAACUUCAAUGGCAGCCAACAUCUCAGAAGCUCUCGAACUGGGAGCACAAGUCAUUAUGGUCGAUGAAGAUACGUCUGCUACCAAUCUCCUUGUCAGAGAUGAGCGUAUGCAAAUGCUCGUCAAGAAUGAGCCAAUUACGCCUCUUGUGUCAAAGGUGCGCGCUCUGUACGAUCAACACGGUGUCAGCACGAUCAUUGUAGUCGGAGGACUUGGUGACUGGCUCGAUGUCGCAGACAAUGUCAUUGGAAUGAACUCUUAUGCCCCUCGCAUGCUCACUGAGGAAGCGCGAGAUCUAAUCAAACAAGUCCCACGACAGGUUAUGCAAAACAAAAAGUAUGGAAAGCUAUCCGAUAAGGUUGUCGGCUUCCCGGCAGCAAUUCUCCACGACAAGACUCCAUAUGCCAAGAGAAAAGACUUCAUUCAUAUCUAUGCUGAUCGAGUGAUGCAAGACCCGUCACAGAGCGAAGCAGGUAUUGACGUAUCAGGCGUCGAGCAAAUAGUAGAUUUGGGUCAGACACGAAUGAUCGCUCACUUGAUACGUACAAUUGCUGCUGCGGAGGAUUCUGAAGGUGUCUAUCUAGCAUCGGCCUUGGCAGGCAUCGAGGCUGAGGUUGCCUUAGAGAAGGCCAUUCCAGCGAGACUGCCUGGAGGAGAUCUUGUCGCAGUCCGUCGCUUUGAGCUAGGCGCAGCUGUUAAUCGUGUCCGAGGCUUAGAGUCACGAGCAGCAAGGGCGGAGGCUCAGACGGGAGAAGGACCAAAGAAGAAGGCACGCAUUGACAUUUGA
Molecule: messenger RNA, 2016 nt
Organism: Aureobasidium melanogenum CBS 110374
Lineage: Eukaryota; Fungi; Ascomycota; Dothideomycetes; Dothideales; Saccotheciaceae
Exons: 6
Coding region: 1-2016 (671 amino acids)
Source: RefSeq, a predicted model, not a curated record